AUGGCAGAAUAUCUUUCGAGCUCCGCGAAGCUGCCAGGCCAGAAUCGCAGCUGCCCUGAUUCGCUGGACUUUAAAUUAAAGGAAACGUCAUCCGGCAUACAAACAUCUGUCGAUGGGCAGGCAUUUAUCCCCUCGUCCAGGCGUCCAGAUGGAACAACCAGGAAGGAGAUCAAAGUGCGACCAGGCUACAAACCACCAGAGGAUGUAGAAACUUACAAGAGCCGCACCACGGAGCACAGGCGACAGAAUGCAAACCGUAUACCUGGUGUUGAUGAUGACGACCAGAAAAUACCACGAGUGGACGAGACAAAGAACAGGAAUGCAAAGCGCCGCGAAGCUGCUAGAAAGAAGAAAGAUGACGACUCUGGACAAGAUGUCGGCGGCCUGCAGACCGCUGCCCCGACCUCUGAUACCAAGAAUCAAACUGCUGACUUAGAUACUACUUCUGCUACAGUCGAUAUUCAGUUACCAGCAAUCGACCAGGAUCAAGAACGACAGAAGAAGAUUCGCAACAACUUGAAAAAGCUCAGAGCUGUGCACGAACUCAAGACCAAGAAGGCAACCGGAGAGAAGCUUUCGACAGAUCAAAUGAUGAAGAUCUCCAAGGAGCAAGAGAUUGUGCGGGAUCUUCUGAAACUUGAUUACAGCGGUGAAGAGCUCGAGAAUCUAUCUGCAGCUGUUCAGACCACCUCGCUCUCCGGUUGA
Messenger RNA from Lithohypha guttulata, 705 nucleotides. RefSeq lists its product as uncharacterized. Bases 1 to 705 code for a protein of 234 amino acids. The transcript is spliced from 2 exons. The record is from RefSeq and is a predicted model, not a curated record. Gene Ontology annotation, biological process: exon-exon junction complex disassembly. Gene Ontology annotation, molecular function: RNA binding. Lineage: Eukaryota; Fungi; Ascomycota; Eurotiomycetes; Chaetothyriales; Trichomeriaceae. Gene Ontology annotation, cellular component: cytoplasm; exon-exon junction complex.